AUGGUUUCAAGCCGAUUUAUUUCACAUUUCAGCCUCCUCAUCGUCUUGGCACUUGCAGCGAUUGCCACUGGUGCUGCCAUUCCGGCCCGAGAAAGCCGAUCCGAUGAUCUAUCCGGAUGUUCAGACGGUUUUGAAGACAUUUAUGACAAUGUUGAAGACUACGAUGAGCCACCGGUGGACGCGACCUUGGUCACAAUUUCAGUCACCAAAUUUGUCAGCGUUGAGCCUCUUAUGUCACCGUUUGAACCCAUCUCGCCUGAGGAGGACUUCGACGAGGAAAUGACCCCAACAAUUAUCGAAGUGUCAGUCAUAGAAUUGACCGAAAUACCUGAGGAAGAGAACGUUUCACAACGAUUCGACUCGGAUGCAGAAGCGGAGGUAGACGAUGAAAGCCGCCUCUUGGACUGCGACCACGAGUACCUGCCACACGAGUUCAACACUGCGCCGGGUAGUUUGUACGCAUGA
This is a messenger RNA of Puccinia graminis f. sp. tritici CRL 75-36-700-3, 465 nucleotides long. RefSeq lists its product as uncharacterized. The coding region runs from base 1 to 465 and encodes 154 amino acids. The transcript is spliced from 2 exons. Lineage: Eukaryota; Fungi; Basidiomycota; Pucciniomycetes; Pucciniales; Pucciniaceae. The record is from RefSeq and is a predicted model, not a curated record.